GACAUUUCGUCAUGCGCGUGCGCAAACGUCACCAUCCGGUUGCGCGGGUAAAGGGAGAGCUUUAUCUUCUCAAGUUAACUACUAAACACAUUGUUAACCCACCCACCUGGGAGACCAUUAUAUAUCGAUUAAACUUUAUUAAUAGAGCACUUCGGCGUUCCUUCAUUCGUCCGUCCGAGCGGGAGUUGUGCGGCCUGACACGGCUUAGCUUUAGAGCUAACGGCUAACUGGGAUUGUUUGGGACCAGGAGCAAAUUUAAGAGUCGUCCAAUAAAGCUACUGAGAGGACACAACUCAAGAGGAAAGUUGAUUUGCAGUCAACCCUCGAUGUUCGCGGAUGUUGGGACCAAGACCCGCAGCGAAAAUCAAGAGAUUCGCACCAGGAGCAAGAAGGACAGAAGAAGAUCAUGCCAGAUUCAGACGCCGAGGUGCCAGACCCAACCAAGUCGAGUGGUAAGGGGAAGGGCAAGGGGAAGAGAGAGGAGCCGCUGUCCCUGGACGACUGUUUGUGUCCAGUGUGUUUGGAUUUGUUUCUUGAGCCGGUGACGCUUCCUUGCAUGCACACCUUCUGCAAGGCUUGCUUCUUGGAAUCCGUGGACAAGAACGCGUUGUGCUGUCCCAUGUGCAGGAAGCGUGUGUCCUCAUGGGUUCGGCUGAACAACAGGAACAAGACUCUGGUCAACCAGCAGUUGUGGACACAGAUCCAGCUCAGCUUCCCGCAGCGCUGCCAACGACGCCUCGGCGGGCAGGAUGCCGUCAAUGAUGACGACUUGACGGACACCUUGUCUUUUUUGUGUGUGUCUGUCCGUGUUUGUAUGUGUGUGUUAGUUUUUUCCCCCAGAACAAGUCAGCCUGGUGAGCUGAGACAAGAAUAUCAGGAGCAGAUCAACAAAUUGUCUGAGGAGAAGCGCGAGCUAGAAGAGGAGGAGCAGCGUGCCAGCGAGGAGUACAUCCACAAACUCCUGGCCGAGGAGGAGGAGAUCCUUCAGGAAGAGCGGAAGAGGAGCACGGAAGAUGAGCAGCUGGCCAAGGUGCUCAACAAAGAGCUGAACACCGCUCCCGUCUCCCCUGACAACCGUCAUUGUGCUCACAUCACUCCGGCCAAGAAGAAAGUCAACACGGCGGGAUACAUUGAAAAGUUCUUGUGUCGACUUCCGUCCAAGUCCAGCCCGUCAGAGUGCAGCUCGACCUCCACUUUGAUUUCUAACAAGGAGAAUAUUCGUCUCUCCCAUGGGCAGCAUCUCCCUCAAGCGGACCUAUACAGGACUCAGCUGGACCAACCGGAACCACCUUGUCCCGGCCCGGCUUCGUCCCUGGAGGCGCGACACUGCCGAAUCCGUCACGCUGACGCAGGAACGUCGAAGAGGAAGAGCUCUGAACCUGCCGACGAAGAGGAGGCAAAGCGAGCACGCCUCCAUUUGCCCUCGUCAUCUUUUUCGGCUCCGCCCCUAGAGGACGCUUUGGUGUUACAAGCGGAACUGGAAGCCCAGCUGGAGCGGCGCCGUCAGCAGGAGGAGGCUGACCGGCAGAUGGCACUGCUCCUGCAAGAGAAGCUCGACCAAGAGGAGAGGCAGCAGCAAACUGACCGCAGAAAAGGCACAAUAGACGCGUAUCUGCUCAGGCGGGUAGGCCCCGACACCCACAGGAGAAACUCCAGGACUAGUACAACCUCCCCCUUAUCACUGUCUACCUCGUCGUCGUCAUCGUCGUCGUCCUCUUCCUCCUCAGAAGUGUCCACCUCCUCCUCUCAAAAUGAUAGCAGCAGACAGUCCAACCUCACUGACAUGUUUUCGGACCUGGGCAGCUGAAGCCCCUCAAAAGGAGACCCUCAACCGAGUCUGGGGUCCUGUGUGGCCCUCACCCCACAAUGGGAUCUAAAAGCUGCUGAAAGAGACCGAUUUGAGCCUUAAUAAAGCAAACCCACGUGUUUUUGCAGUGCGGCAUUCGCAAGUUCACCUCUUAGAGGGGAAGCUGAGCCAUGUUUAAAAAGAAAAUAUUGUUUUGUCACCAAUUUAUGGCAUUUACAGUGAACCCCAACAUAUUCAGUUUGGCACUUGCAAAUAUGCAUUGCCACAUUUUUGGGGAGGAACCUAUCUAAUGUUGACUGAAAAACUUAUUUGCUAUUUUUGUGUUCAGACCAAAAAUAUGCCCAAUGUCACUUCGCUAUGUUUGCUUGUGACAUCACUUCCUGGUUUGGACGCUGCUACUAUAGAUUUGUAAUUAAAGAGUUGUUGAAAAGUC
Syngnathus typhle (broad-nosed pipefish) is the source of this 2240-nucleotide messenger RNA. RefSeq names its product ring finger protein 168 (gene rnf168). The coding region runs from base 407 to 1807 and encodes 466 amino acids. The record is from RefSeq and is a predicted model, not a curated record. Gene Ontology annotation, biological process: double-strand break repair. Gene Ontology annotation, molecular function: nucleosome binding; ubiquitin-protein transferase activity; metal ion binding. Lineage: Eukaryota; Metazoa; Chordata; Actinopteri; Syngnathiformes; Syngnathidae. Gene Ontology annotation, cellular component: nucleus; site of double-strand break. The transcript is spliced from 9 exons.